Messenger RNA from Peromyscus maniculatus bairdii (prairie deer mouse), 3087 nucleotides. RefSeq names its product CD2 cytoplasmic tail binding protein 2 (gene Cd2bp2). Gene Ontology annotation, cellular component: U5 snRNP. The record is from RefSeq and is a predicted model, not a curated record. NCBI's taxonomy places the organism in Eukaryota, Metazoa, Chordata, Mammalia, Rodentia, Cricetidae. Gene Ontology annotation, molecular function: protein binding.
CAGUCUUUUGGAUAGGAGUGAAGCCACUUCCGGCCCUCAUGGCGUCCUCCAUAAUCUCCUUCCGGGUGGUGGAGGCGAGCGCCCCGGAUGUAAUACUGGCGAAAGCAUCUUUCCUUUUCUUCCCCGCCUGACCCUGGGUUCCUAGGUCCCGCUGGAGGAAGGGUUCCGUCAGUCAUGCCAAAGAGGAAAGUGACUUUUCAAGGUGUGGGAGAUGAGGAUGAUGAAGAUGAAAUCAGUGUCGCCAAAAAGAAGCUGGUGGACCCUGUGGCUGGAGCAGGGGGUCCUGGGAGCCGCUUCAAAGGCAAACACUCUUUGGACAGUGACGAGGAGGAUGAUGAUGAGGAGGGGUCCAGCAAGUACGAUAUCCUGGCCUCCGAGGAUGUAGAAGGUCAGGAAGCAGCUACUCUCCCUAGUGAGGGAGGUGUGAGGAUCACACCCUUCAACCUACAGGAAGAGAUGGAGGAAGGCCACUUUGACGCCGACGGCAACUACUUCCUGAACCAGGAUGCGCAGAUCCGAGACAGCUGGUUGGACAACAUUGACUGGGUGAGGAUCAAGGAGCGGCCACCUGACAAGCACCAGGUGUCAGACUCGGAGGAGGAAGACAGCCUGGGUCAGACUCCAAUGAGUGCCCAGGCCCUCCUGGAGGGACUGUUGGAGCUGCUGUUGCCAAGAGAGACAGUAGCCGGAGCUCUUAGACGCCUGGGGGCCCGAGGAGGGGGCAAAGGGGACAGCAAGGGGACCGGGCGGCCCAGCUCCCCACAGCGCCUGGACCGGCUCUCGGGGUUGGCCGAUCAAAUGGUGGCCCGAGGCAACCUCGGCGUAUACCAGGAGACAAGGGAACGGCUGGCCAUGCGACUGAAGGGCUUGGGGUGUCGGACCCAGGGCUCCCACGACCCCACGCCUCCACCCUCCCUGGACAUGUUUGCCGAGGAAGUGACCGAGGGGGAGCUGGAAACCCCAACCCCUGCCCAUAAAGGAGAAGCAGAGUCGGUGGGAGAUGGUCUGAUGGAUGUGAUGUGGGAGUACAAGUGGGAGAAUACGGGGGACGCAGAGCUGUACGGACCGUUCACCAGCGCCCAGAUGCAGACUUGGGUGAGUGAAGGCUACUUCCCCGAUGGUGUCUAUUGCCGGAAGCUGGACCCUCCAGGCGGUCAGUUCUACAAUUCCAAACGCAUUGACUUUGAUCUCUACACAUGAGCCUCCCAAGGGCCCAGCAUGGCAGCCCUCUCUUUCUCGGACUUGCCAGAGGAGGCCCCAGCUGCCCUGGGCAGUGAGGAUCUUGGAAGCUACUUUUCAGCCAGUUUCCCUUUCCCAAUAAAAGCCUGAGUGUGCAUCAGGGCCUGGACUGUGCUGAUAGCCAGAAGCUGGGGCUCUUCACAGCUCCUGUUGGCCUCACCUGGUCCUGAGUGUUUCCUCCCAAGAGACUGCCUCAGGUGCUUCUCUGGUGUCUUGGACCACCUCAGAUGUUUUCCCGCCUUGGCAGUGGUAGGGCCGGUCGGGUGCCCUGUGACUUGUCAUGUUAAGUUCCCUUCACUCUGUUCUCCCGUAUCCCCUGCAAGUCCUUGGUCUGCUGACCUUUGGCCUUUAGGACCUCCGGUUCUCUGGCCUGGCGGCCCCCUUGCUCGUAACUGGAACAUUUGAGGGAGUUUGGGAUCCUAUCGGCAGUGCACAGGAGCCUCUUAAACAUGGGUUCUCCUCUCCCAGUCUGAGUUUUGUGGCCCUUGCAGUAGUUCCCGCAGCUCGUAGGUAAAGUAUGAACUUAGUAGUCCUCCAGAGCCACUUGGGCCACCAUGCACAGAGGGCCAGUGACUUCCUGGAGGUCACAGAGUAAAUUAGGGAGCUGGCCCAGACCCAGUGAGCUGCUUCCCCUGACCUUUCUCGGCAGAAAGCUUUGCUUCCUUGGCCUCUCAGGCCCUGCAGCUUACAUUUUCUGGGCUCCCACAUCUCGGGUGUAGGGCUGGUGCCUUGAGGAAACAUCCCUGGACUCUUGUCCUGCCAGGAAGCGGAGUGCAGUGGAGGGCUGUGGGACAGACAGGGACCUAACAACAGUACUUCACACGCACAUGCACACGCACACGCACACGCACACGCACACCCAGGGUGCUCUGUGCCCACCUCCCCUGUACACGAGAGGUACCCUGAGAGCUACAGACUAGCAGGACCAGGCUAGGAACUUGGAGAAUAGGGGCUUUGGCUUGGUUGGGGCUGCUUGAUGCAGAGACCUCCGACUUCUGUAACAAUUAGGCCCUGUGUACUGCCAGCCUAGACCACAGUGUCUUUGACUUCGAGAAGCCCAUUAGUGGUGAGCCAUCUCUUAAUGUUAGUGUAAGGUGUUACUGGUUAAAGGAUGGACUUGCUUUCCGGAUAGUAGAAGGGAAAAGCUGGUGUCUAGGGAUGGGUGAAAUCCUGCCGUGUCCGUAGCCCGAGUGAGUUCACAAGUGUUGGGUGAGAUGGACACCAAGUGCUUUCCCUAGGUGUCCUCCAGGUUCCUCAGAUUUGACCGGUCUGAGCUGAUUUCUUCCCCUUAACUGCUUUCUGAGUGCAUUCGCUGUUGACAUCCAUGAGGGGGCAGAAUAUCAAUCCCUAAGAUACCCACUCCUGACCCCAGACCCUGUGAAUAUCACGUUACGCUUUAUGUGGCAGAGGGAAGGGGGCUGUGCAGGUUUGGUGAAGUUGAUUUUUUUUUCCUUAAAUUUUUUGAGGUGGGGGUCUCACUGUGUAGCCCUGGCUGACCUGGAACUCACAAGAGAUCUACCUGCCUCCACCUACUAAGUGUUGAGAUUAAAGGUGUGAGCCACAUGCUGAACAAAAUUGAGAAUCCUUGAAACCAGGAGAUUACCUUUGAUUAUUGGGUUGGGACCAUUGUAGUCACUGGGUCCUUAUGCUGGAAAAGGAACUGAGAGACUCCCAGCAAAAGAGCAGAGGACUAUGUCUGAAGGAUGGAAGAGAGGAGUGUGUGUCAGGGUGGAGAAACGGAAAAUACAGAAGAUGGGUUCUUCUCAGGCGAGUGCAGUGCAGCAGUGAUAAACCAACUUUGGACUUGUAACCUCCAGAAUUGUAAGAUAAUAAAUCUGUGGUAAGCCA